AUGGAGUUACUUGUUCUUCAGAAGGUGACAUCGAACUUACCGUCGGUGCAAAUACCCAUGGCACACUGGAAAAUACCAGAGAAUAUCCAACUCGCCGAUCCAAACUUCAACGUCAGUAAUCGGAUCGAUCUUCUGAUUGGAGCAGAGCAUUUCUAUCGAUUCUUAUUCGAAGGAGAUAAAAAGAGGAUUACGCUGGGUCCGGGGCUGCCUAUGCUGAUCAAUUCAGUUUUUGGUUGGAUAGUUACGGGGAAAGUUUCCGAAACUCAGAGGACGGCAGUAAGUUGCUGUGUAGCGGCGGCUCCUGACAAUUUGCAAGCACAGUUGUGCAAGUUCUGGGAGAUCGAGUGCAAUGAGGAGCGGUUACCUUGGACAAAGGAGGAACAUGACAGUGAAGAGCAUUUCGUACGGACUUUCAGUCGCACGGAGGACGGUCGAUAUGUAGUACGGCUACCGAAACACGUGAACAUCGAGCAAAUGUUGGGUGAAUCUCGUGCGAUGGCUUUAUCAAGAUAUCGAAAAUUGGAGCAACAGCUGGGAUGGAAUACAGACAAGCGUCUGCAAUACAAUGCAUUCAUGCAAGAAUAUCUGGAUCUAGGUCAUAUGAGGGAGGUCAGUCCAGAGGAACUCCUGAAAGAGACAGCAGCGGCAAGCUCUAGAAAGGUCUACUACUUGCCGCAUCACGCAGUGCUGAAAGAAUCAAGCACUACAACAAAGGUUCGCGUUGUUUUUGACGGAUCAGCCAGCACGGACAGUGGCUAUUCAUUGAACGACGCUCUUCUAAAGGGUCCCAUAGUUCAAGAUGAACUUCUAAGCCUGCUUGUUCGGUUUCGGAAGUACGAGGUGGCAUUAGUUGCAGAUAUUGAAAAGAUGUACAGGCAGGUGCAAGUACAUGCGGAAGACACCAGAUUGCAGCGCAUCUUCUUCCGAUUUUCUCCGGACGAACAGGUUAAGGUUUUUGAGCUUUCAACGGUAACUUAUGGCUUAACGCCUUCUUCAUUCUUGGCGAUUCGUGCUCUGCAUCAACUAGCAGCCGAUGAAGGAGCAGAUUAUCCAGAUGCCGUUGUAGCUAUACUUCACGAUUUUUAUGUAGAUGACUACAUCGGUGGAGCAUCCAGCAUAGACGAGGCAAUCCAACUCCAAAGAAACCUCGAUAUGCUGAUGAUGAAAGGCCGUUUUGCUUUGCGCAAAUGGUGUUCCAAUCGGUCAGAAGUUCUGGCAGGCAUACCGACAGAGCAACUUGGAACCAACUUAUCGCUUUCUUUCGAAAUAGGCCCGGACGAGAAGGUGAAGGCCUUAGGAAUCACCUGGGAGCCCGGGACAGAUCAACUACGAUUUUUUUAUGACAUCAUAGACAACGAUCAAGCUUGGACGAGAAGAAGCAUCCUGUCUUCGAUAGCCAAGCUCUUCGAUCCACUGGGAUUGAUAUCGCCGGUGAUCGUUUCUGCAAAAAUAAUGAUGCAAGAGCUUGCUUUGCUCAAUACAGGAUGGGAUGCAGCAGUUCCCGUCGAUAUUAACGAAAAAUGGAAGCAGUUUCACGCGCAACUAGGUGAUAUUUCUGAAUUGCGGAUCAGCAGGUUCGCUUUUGUUUCUAAUUGGACUGAUAUUCAAUUCCACUGCUUCGCUGAUGCUUCUAUCCUAGCCUACGGUGCAUGUUUAUACGUCCGCACGACGAAUGCAGCGGGAAGCGUACGGAUCGAGCUGCUCUCUUCGAAAUCGCGCGUUGCGCCGCUCAAGAGACUGACAUUGCCGAGGCUGGAACUUUGCGCAGCUAAGGAAGCUGCGUUUCUACACAUGAAAGUGACUAAAUCUCUCUCAAUGCAAGAUGUACAAUCUUUUUUCUGGUCCGACAGUACAAUCGUGCUGCACUGGUUACGAGCCCCGCCAAAUUCUUGGCAAACUUUCGUGGCCAAUAGAGUUUCGACGAUUCAAACCACCACCUACCCACAUUCUUGGCGUCAUGUAGCAGGGAAGGAGAAUCCUGCCGAUUUGGUAUCACGGGGAAUGGCGGUCAGCGAUUUUCUUAAUAGUCAAUUGUGGAAACAAGGGCCCACAUGGCUGCGUAACGACGAGGAAGAAUGGCCUAAUUCUGUUUUCGAAUCAAUCCAACGCCAAUCCAACAGCCCAUGGGGCAGCUACCGGCGGGCCGCGUUCGUCCAGGACGCCCAUUUCUGA
Armigeres subalbatus is the source of this 2172-nucleotide messenger RNA. RefSeq lists its product as uncharacterized. The transcript has a single exon. Lineage: Eukaryota; Metazoa; Arthropoda; Insecta; Diptera; Culicidae. Bases 1 to 2172 code for a protein of 723 amino acids. The record is from RefSeq and is a predicted model, not a curated record.